UACUGUCCAUAUCUCCCUGUGCCAUUAUCCAGCUUUUUUCAGCCACAGCAUCUGGCUGUAAUUUAUUCAGACUGGUGUGGUGACACAGAGGGCGGGAGAAGAUAAGGAGGGGGAUAGGAGUAGAGUGCAGAGAGAGAAAGAGAGAAAGCGAAAAGGGAGGCAAAAAGACACAGGAGUUAUAGUGGGAAUGGAAUAGAGAGGCAGUGGGGAGAGGAAAUAGAGGAAGAAUUUCAUAGUGAGGAAUCAUUGCGAGCAGACCUAAGAGGGGAGUGUUAGUAUUUUGGGUUUCUUUGGAUUCUUCAGAGGAGUCUAAUUUACAAAGAGAAGCCAUGCAGCAAGUCCUACAGACAUAUCCUGAUCUCCCUCCAUCCUCUGACCUGGAUCUAAUCUUCCUGAAAGGAAUAAUGGAAAGUCCAAUGGCUCAUGAGCGAAUGGAGGAGACCCGGCUGGAAGCUGUGCGGGAGAAUAACCUGCAGCUGGUACAGGAGAUCCUCCAGGACAUGGCAGGAGUAAGGGAUCCUAGUGGAACAGCAUCUGAGCUACAGAGGAUCCUACAGGAACCUCAUUUCCAGUCACUUUUACAGACUCAUGAUUCCGUGGCAUCCAAAAAUUACGAGACUCCACCUCCAAGUCCAGUGCUGGAUCCUACCCUGAGCAGCCAACCAGUUCCACCCGAUGCAGUGCGAAUGGUGGGAGUAAGAAAGAGCGCAGGGGAGCAUUUGGGAGUAACUUUCCGAGUUGAAGGUGGUGAGCUAGUAAUUGCCCGUAUCCUUCAUGGCGGUGUGAUUGAUCAACAAGGCCUACUGCAUGUGGGCGAUGUGAUUAGGGAGGUGAAUGGAAAGGAAGUAGGGAGUGACCCACAGGCUUUGCAGGAAAUGCUACGGGAUGCCAGUGGAAGUGUGGUGCUUAAAAUACUUCCCAGCUACCAGGAACAACACCCCCUGCGACAGGUAUUUGUGAAGUGCCACUUCAGCUAUGAUCCUUCCAGUGACAGUCUGAUCCCCUGUAAGGAGGCCGGCUUGCCUUUCCGAGCAGGGGACCUUCUACAGAUCGUCAACCAGGAAGACCCUAACUGGUGGCAGGCAUGUCUAGUGAAGGGUGGUACGGCUGGUCUUAUUCCCAGCCAGUUACUGGAGGAGAAGAGGAAAGCAUUUGUUAAAAGGGAUGGAGAGCUGACCCCGAACUCCAGUGCUCUUUGUGGAAGUAUUGGAGGAAAGAAAAAGAAGAGGAUUAUGUACGUAACCACUAAAAAUGCAGAGUUUGACCGUCAUGAACUGCUGAUAUAUGAAGAGGUUGCAAAAAUGCCCCCCUUCCGCAGAAAGACCCUCAUUCUCAUCGGUGCACAGGGAGUAGGGAGGAGAAGCCUGAAGAACAAACUGCUGACAUCUGAUCCAUUAAGAUAUGGCACCACCACACCAUACACCUCUAGGAAAAGGAAGGAAGGAGAGUGGGAUGGUCAGGCGUAUUCCUUUGUAUCACGUGCAGAGAUGGAGCAAGACAUAAAGGCUGGCCGGUAUUUGGAGCAUGGAGAAUAUGAGGGCAAUCUUUAUGGAACAAAGAUCAGCUCAAUACAGGAAGUGGUGGCAUUAGGAAAAAUGUGCGUCCUGGAUGUCAAUCCACAGGCUGUGAAAGUCCUCAGGACUGCUGAGUUUGUACCAUAUGUUGUGUUUAUUGGGGCUCCAGACUUUGAGACCUUGAAAUCAAAUAAUCAGGGUGCAGUGGAGGCCGGUUUGACAGCCAAGGAAUUAUCGGAUGGUGAGCUUCUGCGUAUUGUAGAGGAGAGUGAACGUCUACAGCUAGCCUAUUGCCAUUAUUUUGAUCUUAGUUUGGUCAACUCGGAUUUGGAUCAAAGUUUUCAGGAACUUCAAGUGGCCCUGGAGAAGCUGCGCACUGAGCCCCAGUGGGUCCCUGUCAGUUGGGUCUACUAGAACUCUUACUAUCCUCAUACUCAGUCAAUAACCGAUUCCUAAAGCCAGGUGACAGCAGCAAUUUGGACGCACAUCUGGAUUAUACCUCCACCAAAAUCUUGCUCCUCAAUUUGAACACACAUUAUAUAUUCAGUUGCCAUCAUCCACUUCCUAUAUUUCCUCUCUCAUUCUCUGUCUUGUUGAUGGUGUCUACAGAUACCCACUAUUUACAUAGCUGGCCCUAGGUGGGGUAAAGGUGUGUGGUUUACUGUGCAUCUCCCAUUAGUAGCAAUUUCCUGAAAGGUUGUAUUCUAAAAAUAAUUUUCUCUCACAGUGAUAAUGUUGUAAACUCAAUGAAGUGGUGUUAUAUUCCCUUAGAUAUAUCCAUUGUGUUUCCUAAUAAAAGAGAAGAUUUGUAGGAGUAAAAGAUUAAAGAAGUAAUCUGCUACGUGGAGGAUGUCUAUCUAUAGGACGUGAUAGAUAUUAUCAACAUGCAUAAUGCUGAUACUGUAUGAGAAUGUUGAUAUGGUUGUAAUGCUUGGCAUGUUGGCAUUGACCACACCAGUAUUUAUCAUAUCGACACCAGUGAAAUGUCAACAUAAUUAGAAUGUUGACAAAACAUUCCUGGUGGUCUAGUGGUGACUUACCUGGUUUGGCAGGUCCUGUGGCUCGAGCAAGAUCUUUCGAGUCAGGCUGAUGAGGGCUUCCGGCUGAUCUUGCAUCACUUCUGGCAGCAAGUAUAACCCUAGCCCUGCCCCUAGUGCCUAACCCAAACCCUACCCUUCCUGUAACCUAACCCUAACAAUACCCCCAAUGCCUAACCCAAACACUACCCUUCCUGUAACCUAACCCUAACAAUACCCCAAUGCCUAACCAAAACCCUACCCUUCCUGUAACCUAACCCUAACAAUACCCCCAAUGCCUAACCCAACCCCUACCCUUCCUGUAACCUAACCCUAACAAUACCCCCAAUGCCUAACCCAAAUCCUACCUUCCUGUAACCUAACCCUGCCCCUAGUGCUUAACCCUCACCCUCCCAUAGCCUAACCCUAACCCUGACCCUAGUGCCUAACCCAAACCCUACCCUUCCUGUAACCUAAUCCUAAAAAUACCCCCAAUGCCUAACCCAAACCCUACCUUCCUAUAACCUAACCCUCACAAUACCCCCAAUGCCUAACCCAAACCCUACCUUCCUGUAACCUAAUCCUAACAAUACCCCCAAUGCCUAACCCAAACCCUACCUUCCUGUAACCUAACCCUAACAAUCCCCCCAAUGCUUAACCCAAACCCUACCCUUCCUGUAACCUAACCCUAACAAUACCCCCAAUGCCUAACCCAAACCCUAUCUUCCUGUAACCUAACCCUGCCCCUAGUGCCUAACCCUCACCCUCCCAUAGCCUAACCCUAACCCUGCCCCUAGUGCCUAACCCAAACCCUACCUUCCUGUAACCUAACCCUAACAAUACCCCCAAUGCUUAACCCAAACCCUACCUUCCUGUAACCUAACCCUAACAAUACCCCCAAUGCCUAACCCAAACCCUACCUUCCUGUAACCUUACCCUGCCCCUAGUGCCUAACCCUCCCCCUCCCAUAGCCUAACCCUAACCCUGCCCCUAGUGCCUAAUCCAAACCCUACCUUCCUGUAACCUAACCCCAACAAUACCCCCAAUGCCUAACCCAAAUCCUACCUUCCUGUAACCUAACCCUGCCCCUAGUGCCUAACCCUCACCCUCCCAUAGCCUAGCCCUAACUCUGCCCCUAGUGCCUAACCCCAACCCUACCUUCCUGUAACCUAACCCAGACCCUGUCUCUACUGCCUAACUCUCACCCUCCCAUAGCCUAACCCUAACCCUGCCCCUAGUGCCUAACUCAAACCUUACCUUCCCGUAACUUAACCCUAACUCUCCACUGCCACACCCUAACCCUGUCCCUCCAAACCCUGCAGAAUUUUGACAUUUCACAUGUUGACAUUGUGAAUGUCAACAUUCUGCAGAUGUUGACAUGUUCAAAGUCGAUAUCUCGACAAUGUAGACAUCAUAACUGUCGACAUUGUCGUGUCAACAUUAUGAAUGUCAACACUGUGAAUGUCAACAUUAUGACUGCCUCCCCUAGCUAUAUGCUAGAUAUGAAUUAUGUUAUAUUAUUUCCCAGGGUAUGGAAGUAGACCUAUACUUUUUUAAAAAAAUCCUUACUAAACAAAAAAAUCACUAAAAAUUAUUUUGUUCAGUUCAGUACUUAAUAACAAUGUUUAGAAUAUAGUGCUUUUCUCCAAAAGGACUGAAAACAGGAAAGAGACCUUAUUACAUAGGAAGCAACUAUCUUAGGUGUAAUACAGUGAUUGCAGUGGUUGAAUAUAAAAUCUGAAAUACAAAGUACAAGAUACUAGAUAACCACAGAAUCACAGUUCAUAAUUGUUCAUCCCACCCAUAAAAGUACCAAACUAGGCAGCCAUCUUGAUCACACUACACAGGUUAUAUUGGGUGGGAUAAGCAAUACGUGGAGAUGUAAUUACACUUUGGUUAAGUACAACAUCCAAAAUACAAUAUAUAAACACAGAUUAUCAGUUCCUGUGGGUUGAUUUUCCCGCCCAUGUAAGAAGCCAUCUUGGAUGUAUUGCAUAGCUUGCAAUGCUUGAGAUUGUAACUGCAGUAUGUGGAGAUAUCAUACAUCAAAUCACCACUGAUACACAUUGGGGAACAUUUGUAGUAGAGUAGACAUAGUACAAAAUCAUAUAGGUCAGUAAACAGAAUAUAAUGCCGGAUGUGGAUAUGCUCCUGAUGAUGGGUUGCUGAAAGAAGUGGUGAUUAUGAGGCAGACUAAGUUGAGGAGGUCUAGAAGUAGAUUGUGUAAUGGGUGCAUAAUUUGGAGCUGGGGGCAAGCUGGUGAUGUGAAAGUGUCCUCGAACUUUGUGGUUAUAUGUGAUGAAUAGGCUCCUCAAGGGUGAGACUACACUGACAGUGAGCCCGUAAAAUAGCCGUAUUACCCUUUCUGCUAAUUCAUUUUGCUGCCAGUCAGUCUUUCCACCCUUUGAUACAUGGGCCCCUUAGUCUUAAAUUGUUGAAGAAAUUGCAUUAAAAAAAACAGAAAUUUAAUUUGUUUAAGGAACAUUUUGUAUGUCUAUUGCAAAUAUAUGUGACACUGGGUGUACGACAGGAGUAAAGGAGGAGUAAAAUGACAACAAAGAACAUUCAUUUAAUUUUGCUAGGAAUUUGAUCUGUUUUGAUCUGUUUCUGAAAUCUUGAUAGGAUUAAGAAAGGCUAACUACCAGUCAUCAUAGGCACCUUAUAAUAUUCAGCAAGUCGAGUAGGUUCUUUAUGGGUACCCAUCACCUCUAUACAGCCAUCAUGUCACUCGAUCCAUAAGAAGUAGUCUAUUCUAUGGUCCACCUUUUUAAAAAGUAAAUUAGAUCCAUUGUUCUAUAAAUGAAAGUAAUUGAUUUCUGAAAAAUUAUCACAAAAGCUAGUGGUAGUGAUUGAGGAGCAGGGCUGAGGGAGGAAAACAGAGGUACUGUAUAGAAACUGAUGCAGUCAGUAUUGCAUCAUGUACAGUACAUUCAGAGAAUACAGUUUUAUGUGGUAGUAAGCAGCACAGAAAUAGAGCAAGUAGAGGACAUUAGAAGAUAAGGUAUUGCUUUAUAUGAGAACAGUAUUAUACAUACUGUAUUUAUUGAUUAGCAAAAAAUAAGAAAUGACAGAAAAUUUGGGAGGUUGAGCUAUAAAAUUGUGUGUAAUCAAUGUUCACACCUAUCCCCUAAUAAUGCACUUACUAGUGCUUAAAAAGCCUAUUUCAUGUUUACAGUUUUAGAAUGUAGUUCACCCAGUUCCUAAUUUUUUUUGUGGCUAUUAGUUUUUAAUAGAUUGCAUUGGUAAAUGUGCAACACAUAAAAAGUAUAUGGAAUAUGCUUUAGAUAUGUAUUAUUAUUAUUAUUAUUAUUAUUAUUAUUAUUAUUAUUAUGUUUUUUAUUAUUAUUAUUAUUAUUAUUAUUAUUAUUAUUAUUAUUACAUUUAUUAUUCAUCUAAAGUGUGCAUUAUGCAUGAGGAAAGUUUAUAAGGUAUUAGCUCCUGUGUGAACAAGCCCCAAGUCUCUAUCUCUCUUGUGUUAUGUUGUCCCUAUUUAUUUAUUUAUUUUAUUUUUUGUCUAGAGUGUUGGAAAGCAGAGGCUUCUGUAUAGAUAAUAUAAGUAAAUUUUUUGUUCUAAAGAUGUUGAAAAGGAAAUUCUUUCUUGCAGAAAUGUUUUUAUAGUAUAUACUGUACAUUGGCCUGUCAUGGAGUAAAGAAUAGGUAUUAUUUUGGUCAGUAUUAUAAUUGCAAUGAAAGUCUUGAAGCAGUCUGACAUUUACACAAAAAUAUGCAAUGAUCACACUAAUUGUUUUGUCUAACAUUGCGCAGAGCAGAGGUACUGUACAUUGCAAUGACGUCAAAUAGAUGUACACUCGGCCAUAUACUGUUCUAAGAUUGCACAGUUGCCAACAUUCUAAAAUAGUUCUAAUAGUAAGGUUAAUCAUAAUCACACUGUUUAAUACACACACACACACACACACACACACACACACACACACACACACACAUACAUAUAAUAUGUAUUUACAAUUUCCGAGUACUGCAACAUUUUAAGUUUAUACAUGUUGUUAAUUUGUUAAUUUUACUACAUGUUUUAUUACAUUUUUCCACAUUAUUUGUCAGUCUAGCCAAAGGUGAAUUCUUCUGCCAUACGUUUACUAACAAGCUACUGGCUACUGUAUGUAGGUGAAUGAUGACUGUGGUGAAGUGACCUCGUUUAGAAUCUACCUGUCUUGUUUUACUUAAUAACUCCACAGCAAAACACUGCCAAAUAAACAUGUAUGGUUUUUAAUUCUCCAACAUAUAUCUCCCCAAUAUAUAAAUAGUUAAAUCUUUUUGUGUAUUCGUGUUCUGUGCUGUACAUUUCUGAUUAAAUAAAAUAAUAUAUAUAUAUA
Messenger RNA from Pseudophryne corroboree (corroboree frog), 6861 nucleotides. RefSeq names its product MAGUK p55 scaffold protein 2 (gene MPP2). The transcript is spliced from 12 exons. The coding region runs from base 330 to 1928 and encodes 532 amino acids. Gene Ontology annotation, cellular component: plasma membrane; cell-cell junction. The record is from RefSeq and is a predicted model, not a curated record. NCBI's taxonomy places the organism in Eukaryota, Metazoa, Chordata, Amphibia, Anura, Myobatrachidae. Gene Ontology annotation, molecular function: protein binding.